CGGGGUGGAUUUUUGACGUAACUACGUAAGUGAAGGACGCACACAGACGUCACUCGAUUUAAUUUACAAACAAUCGGCAUUUACGACACCAAAACCUGUAUAUGAGUUGAUUGGCGAGUGCUCGCUGAAAACGGGCAAGAACAGCAUCCUCUGUCUACAAGUAUUGCAGUGUUUAGUGUUGGUGUACGAUUGUAUCCAGCACUCUCACCACGGCUGAUCCUGUACGGAAAUGCUAAAUGCGAUCGAAUCGUUUGCCAGUCGUGUCGGUCAUCGUCGUUGCGUUCGCGAUGGCCGCGUCUUUACUGUCAUCUGCGCCUGGUGCGGCGCGGGCUGGUUUUGCUUGCCUCAGCAGUCCUUGCGUGCACGGCGUAUGCGUUGACCAACUUAACGGCACAUACACUUGUUAUUGCAUUGAUGGUUAUACAGGUGUCCGGUGUCAGACCAACUGGGACGAAUGUUGGUCUUCUCCUUGUCUCAAUGGAGGACUUUGUCUUGAUGGAAUAGCUGAUUACAAUUGUUCAUGUCCUGAAGGCUAUACUGGACACGAUUGUGAACUCAACGUUAACGAAUGUCUCUCAAAUCCGUGCCAAAAUAACGGAACUUGUUUGGAUUUCACCAAUGGAUUCACGUGUCAAUGUUCCGCCGGCUACACUGGGACAAGUUGCGAAAUCGACUUGGCUGUGUGCAAUUCAACAGGUGAAAUACUAUGUAAGAACGGUGGCGAAUGCAUUGAAGGUCCUGGUGUGUCUUUUUCGUGUAACUGCUUACCAGGGUGGAGUGGGUGGACUUGUGAGGAAGAAAUCGACCAGUGUGAUUCUCGUCCAUGUAAAAACGGUGGUCUGUGCAUCAAUAGACAGACAACAUACUCGUGUGCCUGUCUUUUUGGUUACACGGGUCGUGACUGUGACGUGACACUGCGUCUGUGCGAAGAACAUGAGUGCCAAAAUCACGCACUUUGCUUAGUCGAGGACCAGAUAUCGGUUUGUUACUGUGUCCCGGACUAUCAUGGGAAAUACUGCCAAUAUCAAUACGAUGAGUGCCAACUAGGAAUAAGAUGUGACAACGGCGGGACGUGUGUGGACGGCGUGGACGGUUAUUCGUGUACGUGCCCGAAAGGCCUAACAGGCCAGUCGUGCGAGUGCGCGUUCCUGGACGAUCACACGGCCAAUUGCACUGGCGUCGUGGUGCCAUAUUACACGUCCAGUGGCACUGAGGAAACAACAACCACAACCGCCGCUGUGACUAUCACCGCUCCAGCCACCCAGGUGGACGGCGAAUACCCGACAUCAUUCGAGACUACGUUUGGAACGACAACGUCGCCGUCAGACGGCACCGGUUAUUUCAGUAUCUUCGUAGCUUCGACCACAUAUGCGGCGGACCGUCGCCCAGCGGCCACGUCCACCGAAAUGUCGCCCGAACCACAGCCGUAUACUGCCUACACGGAUGCGGACGUGGGCGAUGACGCAUACGACACGACCGUGACACAGUCGACCGACACGAUCCGCCCCGCUACUGAUCAGACGUCCUCGCCCGACAGUAUUCCCGACCAGGACACUACGACCACCGACGACGAUGGAGCGAUCAACACCUACGAGUAUGACGCGCCCACGAACACGCCCAAUCGGAGGUCGACCACCACCGCCACUGCAGUUGUGGCCAGUCGACCGGCCAUCAGCAUCUCGACGGACGCAACAAGUGAGGCAGCGGAUAUACCAAAACCGAUAAUUACCACCACCACCGCCGCCGCACAGUCGUCCAGAUCGACGAUUAAUUAUCGACAAUCCGUGGUCACCGACCGAGACACCGGCACGUCGUUCACCGCGUUCUACGAUGAAAUGUCCACGGAUUUCGAUUACAAUUUCACCAGCUUCGCAGUCCCGGUCACCGAUCGCGGUCCGAGUGUUCGGGACCGGAAUUGCGCCAAUGUUUUAUGUUUGAACGGGGGUCAAUGUGAAAAAUCAAAAACGGGACACAAAUGCAAAUGUACAUUUGGGUGGAAAGGUGAAAUAUGUAAUGAGAAAAUCGAUAUCAAGGUAUCUGCGUUUACAGGACAAUCAUUUCUCAGCCAUCGACUCUCUAACCGUUCUGGUGCUGAAAUAUCAAUGGAAAUACGAACCCUAGCGCCAAAUGGAAUUUUAUUUUACGCACAAGUUACCACACACAUGUACAUGUGUCUUUAUUUACAGGAUGGUUUGUUAAAGUUUCAAUUCUCGUGUGGAGUGCAAACAAUGUUAUUCAGUGAAACCAGAUACCGAGUGAAUACGGGUCAUCGCCUGUUGCUGACAGCCGCUUUGGAGCAUGCCAUGUCACAUUCUAUGUCCGACCACUGUAAGGCGUCUCUUAGGGUAAACGAAACGCUGGCUAUGAGCGGUGAACAGGCGGCAGAUACGGCGCCGGAGAAAGCAAAAAAAGUGGCAUUGUUAUAUUUGGGAGGACUUCCGGCUGGUCAAAACGCUACAGCUGAACUUCCCGUCGCAGUAGGAAUCACUGGUUGCAUAUCGCGUUUACAAAUUGACGAAGUCGUUCACAACGUAUACGAAAAUGCCACUGACGGGUAUGGCGUGAUCGAAUGUGCUUCAUUGACGUGCUUGUCCAGUCCCUGUCAAAGUUAUGCUACUUGUGUAGAGUUCGGAGACUCGUGGAACUGCCUGUGUCCAUCAGGAUUUGUCGGGAAAAAUUGCGAGCGGUCAGUAUGUGAAAACAAUCCAUGUAAAUUUGGCGCCACUUGUGUGAUCUACCCCGGAAGUGGGUUUAUUUGUUUGUGCCCACUUGGAAAACAUGGAAUGUAUUGUGAGCAUGAUCUUGAGAUUGGAGAACCGUUUUUCCCGGGCAGCGUUAGCGGACUUUCGUCGUUCGCCGCAUACUCCAUACCGGCUGAGAUCCAUCAAAGUUUCGAGCUGUCGAUGCAUUUCGUGCCGAAUUUUAUGGACCAAAUCGCUUUGAUGAUGUAUAUAGGUCACGACGCAUCCACCGAUCACGUAGCCCUGAGUUUUAUCAAGGGAUAUAUUGUACUGACGUGGAAUCUUGGUGCCGGUGCCAGAAGGAUUUUCACGCCAAAGCCGAUAAACUUUCAGCCGAAAAGGGCGCAUGUCGUAAAAUUGGGCCGAGAUGGAAAAACUGCGUGGCUCAUGGUGGACAACUUCCCAAACGUCACCGGUCAAUCAGUCGGCCGCCUCUCUCAGCUUAACACAAAACCUGUGUUAUACCUCGGCGGUCACGAGUCUCCCGGAAUGGCUGACUUGCCACACGACUUACCACUGCACACUGGAUUCGUUGGAUGCAUGAGUGAGGUGAAGCUGAAAGCUGGUCACGUGACUGUCCCACUGAGUCUGUCACGUGCAUAUUCCACAGUAAACACCGGCAGGUCCGUUUCCCAGUGUUCGACUAACGAGUGUUAUCGAAACAACAUAUGUCAACACAACGGUGCGUGCAUUCAGCACGGUUCUUCGUUGGCGUGCGUGUGCGACGACGGGUGGUACGGUCCUGUGUGCUCGCACCGUUAUAACGCAUGUGACGCGAAUCGGCACAACUGUUCGGACGGAUCUACCUGUGUACCGGUGGGCGCGGGAUACGAGUGUGACUGUCCGGCGGGCCGAACCGGCAAACACUGCGGCCGAGAAGAGCGGCUGUCCGACGUCCGGUUUCUGGGCAAGCGGUCGUUCCUGUCUGUGUCCGCGGCCGCAGAGCUCAAUAUGCAGCAGUUCAGUGUUGAGCUUGAGAUCAAACCAUCCGUCGAACACGGCAUCGUGUUUUUCGUCAGACAUGACGUGGCGAGCAAGAAGUUCAUGUGCCUGUCACUGUACGGUGGUGUACUGGAAUUGAGGAUUUCUGUCCGAGUGGGUGAAACGAGACGUCAAGACGACGUACUGGUUGUCCGCAGCGGUCGGGUGUUGACGCUGUCGGAAUGGCAUAGCGUAAGAGUGGGCCGGUAUCGUCGCAAGCUGUACUUAUGGGUCGACGGGAUGGUUAAUUACGCCGUCUUGCAGCCAUCGGAGGGCAUUUCAAACUUUGACAAUCUCAUAUACUUCGGUGGUUUGCCGGAUCUGUCCCGCAUGCCACCCGGCUCCACGGCUGGACUUCCGGUUCCGUUCACCGGAUGCAUACGCAGACUGUCGAUCGACUACGAGACGAUACCACUCAACUAUUCGUCGAUCACUGCUGGUAGAAACAUAGCUGAUUGCGACGGUACGCCGUGUGGCGGUGACUUGUGCCAUCACGGCGGCAGCUGUUGGUUGGAUAUGGACAUGAAACCACACUGCCAUUGCCUUCAGGAGUUCACCGGAGAAUCGUGUAACAAGCAAGCCCCGUGCACCGAAUUUAAAUGUCAGAACAAAGGCCACUGCGUUAGUGAAAGCGGCAACACGUCGUUUGUGUGCAAAUGCCCACCCGGCUGGGACGGGCCAUUCUGUACAAAAGAGCUUCCAACUGGUCCACCACUAUUCAAAGGACAUGGGUAUUUAGUUCUUAGUAAACUAUCCUCACUAACUAAAAGAGAAGGUAAUGACGAAGCAACUGUGGAUAAUGAAACACAAUUCAUAAGUGUUAAUUUUUCAACUGUAUAUGACAACGGAUUGCUAAUUUGGACAUCACAGGAAGAGUGGUACAUGGGUUUAGGAAUAAUUAAUGGAUUAAUGACAGUAACAUGGGCACAGAGUUAUAAAAGACCCAAUAAAUUGACAGCACCAAUGUCAAAUAUAACCAAUAGUGAAUGGCAUACGGUGAGGUUGAAUGUCACAAAAUCAGAUAUAACAUUAGAAUUAGAUAAUUGGAUAUCAGAUCCAUAUCGCCACAAUAUAGAUUCUUUUAAUUUGAACGAUAACAUAAUUUAUUUAGGAGGAGUUCCAGAAGAGAAAUUUUUUUUAAAUGACAAACAAGAGUUAUUUAAAAACAAUUUUCGAGGAUGCAUUGAACAACUGACUGUUCAAGAAAAUGUUAUAACUGAUUUCAAACACUAUGAGAGCGUAAAUGUAGAUGUGUGUGAUACAUGGUGAAAUAGUAUCAGUUAUAUAAAUGUGA
Messenger RNA from Rhopalosiphum maidis (corn leaf aphid), 5016 nucleotides. It is a transcript of the gene eys, whose product is annotated as protein eyes shut. Lineage: Eukaryota; Metazoa; Arthropoda; Insecta; Hemiptera; Aphididae. The coding region runs from base 237 to 4991 and encodes 1584 amino acids. Gene Ontology annotation, cellular component: protein-containing complex; plasma membrane. The transcript is spliced from 22 exons. Gene Ontology annotation, biological process: heterophilic cell-cell adhesion; establishment or maintenance of epithelial cell apical/basal polarity. Gene Ontology annotation, molecular function: calcium ion binding. The record is from RefSeq and is a predicted model, not a curated record.